CCGAUUCAAACAUGAGAUAUACGUGACGUUGAGUGUGCUAUGCAUACUGUAAAGAGACAAACAACGUCGAACGCACGAACAUUCAUCUUACACCAUCGCACGUUGUAUAUACAUAUAGCGGCCAUAGUGACUUGAGAGGCAUAUCAGCCAAAUAAGGCAUUAAUUGACUGUUCCCGUUAACUCACCGCUGCGGCGCUAUCUCGUAACCCCAUUGACAUCCUCAUUAUAUAUUUUAAUCCGCGAGCGACUCGCUCGCUGCACAUUGUCGCUUAUGUUCACGUACGACAUGGAGGCUUCUUUACUUCCCUGAUGAGAAACGCACGAAGCAUCAGCAUCAGCAUCAGCAGUAGCAGAAACAUCAACAGCGACCGUGACAGCGGCACCGGCGACGGUGACGAGGCACGCACGCACGCACGCACGCACGCACAUCAUUACCGAACUUUGGAAUUUGGCACUUUGACCUCUCAGCUACCACUUCUCCGGCUUGUCACACACGGCACUUUUGCCGUGAAACACACUUCCCCACGUCCACAAAAUGAUUCGCUGAAUUAGGUGAGCUGUAGUCUGCAUUUGCGCGUCAACCGAUCCUUUCCUCAGUUAAUUCUCCAGCAAGUGCACCUUUACCACAGAAGCACUACAAAAUAAAUUAGUGUGCAGCUAUCAGAGGAUUAUAUAUAGCAACAUGAUUCAUUUGCCUUCAGACAAGUGUUUAUUCAUCAUGAAAAGAAGCCAAAUAUUUAUGUCUUCUAUAAAAUAUAUAGCAUAGUAGUAAAAUAUCUUAUCAUCAUGGCAGUGCUCACGUCUGUGAAGCAAUCAUCGUUGAUACAUCUUAUGUUUGCUAUUACAUUUUUUACAUCUGGCUUGAUAAUAAAUUUCUUCCAAUGUGUUUUAUACUUUGGACUGAGACCAUUUUCAAAGUAUCUCUACCGCAAGAUUAAUUAUUAUCUUUGUUACUCCUUCUAUUGUCAGCUAGUGUUCAUGGCAGAAUGGUGGGCAGGAUCGGAUGUUAUAUUGUAUAUAGAUAAGAAGGACUUCGAUAAAUAUUACGGUAACGAGCAUGGCUAUCUAUUGAUGAAUCAUAGCUACGAGACCGAUUGGCUUAUAGGUUGGUUGCUAUGCGAUCGCGUGAGAUUAUUGGGUAAUUGCAAAGCAUAUGCUAAAAAGUCGAUACAGUAUAUUCCCACUUUGGGAUGGGCGUGGAAAUUCGCGGAGAGCAUCUUCCUCGAGAGAAGUUGGGAAAAAGACAAGGAGAACAUCAAAGGCCAAAUUAGAGAGUUGGUCGAAUAUCCUGAUACAAUAUGGUUGCUGCUUUAUCCUGAGGGUACACGUUUCACUUCAAAGAAGCUGGAAGCCAGUCAAAAGUUCGCGAUAGAAAAAGGUCUGCCAGUAUUGAAAUAUCACUUAACGCCACGCACAAAAGGCUUCACGGCCAGUAUAAAUCAUAUAAGAGGCAAGGCGGCGGCCAUCUACGACAUUCAGAUAGCGUUUAAACCAUCAGACCCAGUGAAGCCGACAAUGAAGAAUCUUCUCUUAGGGAAACGAGUGGAAGGCCACAUGUAUGCCAAAAGAAUUACCAUUGACGAAGUACCGGAGGGAGACGAGGCUGCUGCUGAAUGGCUGCAUAAGCUAUAUCAGCAGAAGGAUCGUAUGGCGGAGAGUUUUUAUAAGACCGGCGAUUUCUUCGCCACGAGCGGAGUGCCUAGGACAGACUCGUUCACGUUAAAGAGAAGGUACUACUCCCUCAUUAACACUACAUUCUGGGCGAUAGUAGUCCUUGUACCAAUGCUGUAUUACCUUAUAAAGCUCUUCUUAUCUGGCUCGACCGUCUACUUCAGCAUCGGAGUUGCAAUUAUUCUUCUAUUUUAUCUGCUAAUGUACAAAACCAUCGGAAUGUCGGAAAUAAGUAAAGGUUCGUCGUACGGUGCGGCCGACACGAAGAAGGACAAAUAAUUCCAAAGCAAUCGCUGAUAAGAAAUGACUUUUGUGAAAAAUGUGUCAAAGGAAGAAUCCACAACAGCAAUUGUGUGAUUUUGAGUGGAAGUGGGAGGAAAAACUGCAGAGGGAAGCAGAUACGUAUACAUUUGAUUUAUACAUUUCUGUGUGAUCUAUUCGGCGAAGAAAUACGUUCUGUAUGUGGACUAGAU
This is a messenger RNA of Harpegnathos saltator (Jerdon's jumping ant), 2144 nucleotides long. RefSeq names its product 1-acyl-sn-glycerol-3-phosphate acyltransferase gamma. The transcript is spliced from 8 exons. Gene Ontology annotation, cellular component: endomembrane system. The coding region runs from base 787 to 1950 and encodes 387 amino acids. The record is from RefSeq and is a predicted model, not a curated record. Gene Ontology annotation, molecular function: 1-acylglycerol-3-phosphate O-acyltransferase activity. NCBI's taxonomy places the organism in Eukaryota, Metazoa, Arthropoda, Insecta, Hymenoptera, Formicidae.